AUGAUUAACCUCCCAACUAGCAGCAGGAUGGGUUACAGCAUUCCUCGCAUUCCUGGAGCACAAAUAAAAGAAAGAAAGCUCGAGCAGUACUGGCGACGUGUCUUCACUGUAAGUUCCAUAUUCUCGACAGUCGCGGGAUGUCUCCUUAUCGGUGCCUCGAUAACCCUCUACACGGAUGGUAAAUAUGAGCAGUAUUUUAACUCCACCCAACACCCCCUGGUGUACCUCCUAUUCUUCGUGUCCUGCUUCGGAGCUCUGGCUGGUUUCCUUGCUGUUUGCAUUAUCACAAUCCACAGCUACAAGCUACUCUACGCAAUGAACAUCAUGUUGGCUCUAGUGACAACAGCCAAGAUAGCAGGAGUGUGUUUCGCGCUGGUAUACAGAGUUAAAACACUGCACGGAGUCACCACCCAACUAGAGGAACACAUGGCAAACUACUCUAACAACAUGCAGGUGCAGUGGGACCUGGACACUCUCCAGUCACGUGACCAAUGCUGUGGGGUGACCACGCCCCUCGACUGGGCUAACAACACCCUGGUUCAAGGCUCCUGGAACACCUCUCAUCUGCCGGACUCCUGCUGCAGGGUGGUUGUACCAGAGUGUGGGGUUAACAAGGCUAAUGUAGCAGUGCUGGAGGGUUUAACCCUGGCGGUACACAAGCAGGGUUGUUAUCAGGUGCUGAGACAGUGGUUUGAUUUCAGGAUGAAGGUGAUUGGGGUGAUAGCGGGGGUCACUUCGUUAGGGGAGGCAGUGAUGGUUGCUAUAUCUACUAGGUGGAUACGGUUCAUAGAACUUUACUGGUGA
Messenger RNA from Bolinopsis microptera, 804 nucleotides. Its product is annotated as CD63 antigen-like. The transcript has a single exon. The record is from RefSeq and is a predicted model, not a curated record. Gene Ontology annotation, cellular component: plasma membrane. The coding region runs from base 1 to 804 and encodes 267 amino acids. Lineage: Eukaryota; Metazoa; Ctenophora; Tentaculata; Lobata; Bolinopsidae.